Messenger RNA from Cladophialophora immunda, 1915 nucleotides. RefSeq lists its product as uncharacterized. Lineage: Eukaryota; Fungi; Ascomycota; Eurotiomycetes; Chaetothyriales; Herpotrichiellaceae. The record is from RefSeq and is a predicted model, not a curated record. Gene Ontology annotation, biological process: carbohydrate catabolic process. The transcript has 2 exons. Gene Ontology annotation, molecular function: magnesium ion binding; L-rhamnonate dehydratase activity. The coding region runs from base 418 to 1755 and encodes 445 amino acids.
CUACCCUCAGAUGUGCUCGGUGAUGGCUGCUCGUCCGGCACAACUCGGCUAAUGCACACAAUGCACUGAGAGAUCCGCCUUCUCGUCACAUCCACAUCCAACGGCUAAAAUCAGAACCCUCUUCCGCCCCCUGCAUGCUGUCACUAGGCGAGCGUGGCAAGUCCAUCAUUGCUCCGAGCCCGGCUGAAGCUGUCCCGAUCAGCGAAAUCCAGUCCUCCAAGUGACUUCGCUGGUGCUAUUUUCUCUUAUUUGUGCAUUUCAACCCCUCUAGGACAGACCAUGGCUGAUUGUCUGCCGCUGUUAUUUCCUCCUUUACUCUCCGCAAGCUUCCUACUGUCUCUCCUGCAUCGUUUCCCUCCCUGACGAAGCGUCCCGAACCAAACUCGGGAAAUACAGCAACCCCCUCAAGAUCCCUCCAUGGCUGGGGUCAAGUCCUUUCCCACUAUCAAAGCCAUCCGAACCUUCGUCAUUGAAGGUGUGGGCUCCGGCGGCGACUAUCACAAUGUCAAAGGCGGGCACUGGCUGAUUGACAACAAAAUCGCAACACCCAUGUCCAAAUGGGAUCGAUAUCGAACCUCCCGGACCUCCUUUGGCAUCAAUGUACUUGGUUCCUUCUGUGUCGAGAUCGAAGCCACCGAUGGCACCAAAGGCUUCGCCACAGGCUUUGGUGGACCGCCGGGCUGUUGGCUCGUCCAACAACACUUCGAACGAUUUCUUCUGGGACGAGAUCCGCGAGACGUGAACGAUCUGUACGAGCUCAUGUACAAGGGCUCCCUGUUCUACGGGCGUAAAGGUCUGCCAGUGGCCGUCAUCUCGGUGAUUGACCUGGCUUUGUGGGACCUUUUGGGCAAGAUUAGGAACGAGCCAGUCUACAAAAUGAUCGGUGGUGCUACAAGAGACAGACUUCAUUUCUAUUGCACUGGUCCCGAGCCCGCAGCUGCACAAAAAAUGGGCUUCAUUGCGGGCAAGGUGCCCCUGCCCUACAGCGCCGACGAACCAGAUAGCAUCAAAAAGAACAUUGCGUUUCUGAAGAAGCAUAGAGACACAGUCGGCCCUGAUUUCCCCUUGAGAGUUGAUUGCUGGAUGUCCUUGAAUGUUCCCUACACAAUUGAACUCGUGUCAGAGGCCAAGAGACAAGACAUCAAAAUAGAUUGGUGGGAGGAAGUCCUGUCGCCAGAUGACUUUGAUGGCUUCCAACUGUUAAAGCGCGCACAUCCAGACACCAAGUUCACGACAGGGGAACACGAAUACUCGCGCUAUGGAUUUCGCAAACUUGUCGAAGGCCGCAAUAUCGACAUCAUUCAACCCGACGUGAUGUGGCUUGGUGGCCUGACGGAACUUCUCAAGGUUUCUUCAAUGGCCGCGGCUUACGAUAUCCCGGUGAUCCCCCAUGCCUCCGGUCCUUACUCAUACCAUUUUGUCGUCAGCCAGCACAACUCUCCUUUCCAAGAGUAUCUAGCGAACAGCCCGGAUGGGAAGAGUGUUUUACCCGUCUUCGGCGACCUGUUUCUGAACGAGCCGAUCCCCACAAAGGGUUACUUGGAUGUUAGCGAAUUGGACAAGCCUGGAUUCGGGCUCGAAUUGAAUCCCAAUGCGCGCUUGAUCGAUGCCACAAAUCUGCUGGGCAUGAAGCCGCAGAAGUCGCUGACAAUGCCAGUCGACAAAGAACAGGUCAAGAUCAACGGAUCUCAUGCUAACGGCGAUCAUGGUCACGAACAGGCCAAUGGAUCGAUGGUGGGGGACCAUGUUGCUUGAAAAGAUGCUAGAUCCAGGUGUGGCAAGUGCGUCUUUUGGUCGCAAUGGGGCAUUUUCGGGCAUCUGCACGUCUCUAAGGAUUCCCCUUGAAUGCUGUCGCAUAUACAUAUAUCCAUAUAUAUAUCUCUCUCUCCAAUUGCAUGUCAACCCUUUCUUUCGC